AUGUAUGCCCGUUCAGUGCCUUUGUCCGCGGAAGCUGCGAGGAGGCUUGAGGAGGACGUGAAGGUUAAGGCGUCUACUCCGGAGGAACGAGAUCAGGAGCUGAAGGAGCAGGGUGAGGAGCUGACAGUCGUGAGGGGAGGCGCUUCUCUUCGUCAUUCUCAGGCCCCGGCUGAGGAUGAGACGGAGGAGGAGAGAGCCCUCUUGACCCGGGCGGAUUCGAUUCAAUACAUACGGGUUUUGGGAGGUGACUCUGUUGUUGCCACCGAGGAUACCUACAACUCCACUGUGGCCCAGCUCAAGUUGAAGAAUCCUGGGGUAGAGCUGGUGACCGAGGGCACCGUGCCAUAUCAUCGUGUGGAAGGCGACCAAAUCAUCUCUCUAGAUUUUGAGGAAGAGCCAGCAACCUAG
Messenger RNA from Vicia villosa (hairy vetch), 408 nucleotides. RefSeq lists its product as uncharacterized. The record is from RefSeq and is a predicted model, not a curated record. The transcript has 2 exons. Lineage: Eukaryota; Viridiplantae; Streptophyta; Magnoliopsida; Fabales; Fabaceae. Bases 1 to 408 code for a protein of 135 amino acids.